CCAACCUCCUCCAACCUUGAAUUAAAGGGAAGAAAGACGGACACAGAGUAUGAACUCCAGCAGCAGGCCGACCAGCUGGAGCUGCAGAAUUUUGGCUUUGUGGACUAUAUGGUCUACCAAAGUGUUGGCAUAUGGAUUAGGCCAGAUUUUAUUCGUUUGCCUUUGGACAAUGAACAACAAAGACAGACCUUGAAGAAGAUAGCCAAGCUGGGUCCUCAACUUUCUAAGUUGAAUUACAUUUAUUUAGAGAAAAUUAAGAAGAGGGGAACACGUAUUCAGUAUAGGAAUUACUGCAUCAAGAUGUUGAACCAGAUGAGAGGAAGCAAGCUGAUAUGGAUUGCAAUUCAAGGCGAUCAGACCGAUUUAGUCUAGAUUUACCAAACUUUAGCCUUUAUGCCAGGAGUGUGCUUAGACUUGUUCCAAUGAUGACAAGGUCAGUUGACAUAGAGGCCUUCAAAAUAUCGCACAAAGAGUUUGGAAGGAUCCUCAUGUCAUGAAACAACAUUCAGGAAUUGUGACUCAGACACUGACAAGUGAAUGUUGAUAAUUUUGAUUAUCUUGAUCAUGUAGGGAAUAGGAAAGAUACCCUCUCCUUGAUCGAGCAUCUCAGAUUAGAUCAUAACACAUUUAUUCAGCCUGAAGAAGACAAUGAAUACUUGGAUAGAUUGAUGGAGAAGAUGGCCGAGUCCAGACUGAACACUUGUUUACACACUGUAACAAUUAACCUUAAUUGAAGACCAGAUCCAGUAAUAAAGUUCUUGCCAAAGAAAGAGUACAAACUUGGGAACUUUAAUGUGGGUAUAAACUUAUUUCCCUUGGUAUCUUAAUACUUUUGCUUGACUGAUUUGACCACAACUCACUUGUCUCAACUUACACUUAUCCCUAAAUUACCAAAACUGGGGGCUUAAAACUCUUGAAUGCCAAAGCAAGCCUUGGCUGUUAUGAGAACAAUGGGUCUUAAGCCUGCUUAAGUCUCUACAUUUAUUUGGGGGAGGAAACUCCUUGGUUAGACUACACUUGGGAUUAAGUUAGAUAAUUUGAGGUAUAUUAUCCAGAGACUAUCCUGUUUACUGAGCAAGACUCCUCACAGUUUAAAUUGGAAGCCAAACUUCCACAAGAGUUAGGAUACAUCACCAAUGCAUUUACUGUGUCACUAGUGAAUGUUUGCUCGACUGAUACGAGACUAACCCCAUAUUUUCACAAUUUUAAU
Messenger RNA from Moneuplotes crassus, 1210 nucleotides. The record is from the annotation of a GenBank genome assembly. NCBI's taxonomy places the organism in Eukaryota, Ciliophora, Spirotrichea, Euplotida, Euplotidae.